UCUAGUUAGUUAGUUAGUCAUGAAACCAUAUGCAGUACGCCAGAUAAACUGUGUGUUAUAAUCCGUGGCUAUCGGUCUACGUCCGUAGCUGUCGAAGGCUUUGUGCGUCGGUAAAUGUGUGGUGAUACGUAAGUUUAGGUUUGUUAUUUUGUUGACCUUCAACAAAUUAAGCAGAGAAUUACAGAACUUCCAGAUUAAGGUUAUCUCUUAUUAAGGGCUCGAAGUAGACGCAAGACGGUAUCGCCAGUUAAAUGUUCGAAGCCCAUAGUAUUAAUACCGAGCACAAGGAUCUUAUUCAUGAUGUUGCGUAUGACUUCUAUGGCCUACGAAUGGCUACCUGUUCCAGUGAUCAGUUUGUUAAGGUGUGGGACCAGGAUGAACAUGAGAAUUGGAACUUGACAGCAACCUGGAAGGCGCAUAGUGGGUCGGUUUGGAAGGUAACAUGGGCCCAUCCUGAAUUUGGACAAGUUCUUGCUACAUGUUCUUUUGAUCGUACUGCUGCUGUGUGGGAAGAAAUUGUUGGUGAAAGUCCUGUGCCUGGCGAGCGAGGGAUGAAACAUUGGGUCCGCCGAACCAACCUGGUGGACUCUCGAACUUCUGUUACUGACGUAAAGUUUGCUCCAAAAUCUUUGGGACUUCUUCUGGCUACCUGCUCAGCUGAUGGGGUUAUGCGAAUUUAUGAAGCUCCUGAUGUCAUGAAUCUUUGUCAGUGGACAUUACAGCAUGAGGUGUCUUGUAAACUUCCAUGUAGCUGUCUUAGCUGGAAUCAUUCUUUUUCCAGAUUACAUCAUCCUACGUUGGCAGUAGGAAGUGAUGAUUCAAAUACUGGCAACGGAGGCAAAGUAUUCAUUUAUGAAUACAGUGAAAACUCUCGCCGUUGGUCAAAGACUGAGACAUUGGCAAGUGUAACAGAGGCUGUCCAUGACAUUGCUUUUGCACCAAAUUUGGGUCGCAGCUUCCAUCUUCUUGCAAUUGCUACAAAUAAUUUGCGAAUUGCCUCUUUGAAGCCUUUGGUGGACAGCACAGUUCAGAGUGGUCACACUAGAUUUGAUAUAAAUAUGGUUGCUCAGUUUGAAGAUCAUACCAGUACAGUGUGGAGGGUGUGCUGGAAUAUAACUGGCACUAUUCUUGCCUCUUCAGGAGACGAUGGUUUUGUUCGCCUGUGGAAAUCCAAUUACUUGAACAACUGGAAAUCUGUUGCUGUUCUGAAGGGUGAUGGCACACAGGCUCAGACUGACUCUUCUACGCCGGCAGUUCCGGGUCCAUCUGGUGGUGUGGCAACCACCAGCCAAAGCUCCACAACCAGGACUUCAGAGGAAACCUCAAGCAAGUGGCAAGCUCCAGUAAUAAAGGGAAGAUUUCAGAAGAUGACGUGGCUUGGCUCAGAUCCACCCCCACCACCCAUUGAAAAAAACAAACCAUUCAAAAAAUGACUAAGGUUGAAGCAUGGUGCCGGAGAGAGCACAAAUCCAGAGAGGAGUAAUGAAUCCCUACCUGUUUAGACUUAGGAAGAGUUUCAAUUCCAUAUAAAUUGUGGCAUGUUACAAUACUGCAUUGGCUGUGAAUACCAUUGUUCAGUAUUACUGUAUUGAUUGAUAUGCUAAACAAGAAUUGUUUACACUAAUUUGGCUGUUUUACUUUAUGUGUUUGUAGAGCUUAAGUAGGCCUUAUACAUAGUUGGAUAUUCUAAGACAUUGGUUACAGAUAAGAUCAGAACAGUUGUCUCUCAUAUACAGUUUCUUAAUGGGUUGAGACAUAUUUAUGAAUUCACCAGUAUAAUUAAAUAUGGAAUGGGGACUUACAUCUUUCAUAAAAUUGAUAUUUGGUCAGUAUCUGUAAAUACUGAACGUUGUUUAAUAAUUACAAGAUUUUGUUAGUAUAAGUUACAGUUACUGAUCAUGAAUAUUGUUGUGUGUUUGGUACAGUAUUCAAGACAGUUCUGUAUUUAGUUGCCAGUUUGAUGUAGGGAUGGGCUUUCUGUUUCCUGUUGUCAGCAGAAUUUGUGUUGCAGUUUUGUUCAUGUCCAGAACUGGUAUCCUGAUGUAAUGGAAGUAUCAAAUUUUACUAUGAUUAAUGACAUACGUUUAUAACGGAAAAGUAAUGUUUGGUCUGUACCAGUCACGAAAGGUGCUGUUCUCAAAUUUACUGUUCUAACCUUUAAAUUAAUACUUAUAAAUCCUGGUAUUAAAUACUUAAUGCCAGAGGUGGUUAGCAUACUGUAGACAGGCCUAUUUAUGACUUACUUUUAUGAACUGUUAGGGUAUGAAACAUCAUAAUUGUCAUUGCUUAUUCUUCAAUAUGUCAGGAAAAUAAUGCACCCUAAGCACUGUCAUCUUGUGCUGCACUCUAAAUAUCUUUUUUACACAAUUUACUUCCAUAAUUAAAAACAGUGGGAGAAUUAAUUGUUCUUAAGCUGUUUGUACUAGUGUUGCCAACCUCUUUUCAGGAGUAUUUUAAGUGAUGAUAUAACUUUGCUUGUACACACAACUGAGAGUGGAGAAAUCGGACAUGAAUUGUCUUUCCAGUACAGUGAUAAAUAUCACCAAAUCAUGUGUAGGCCUACAGUUUAAAAAAGGACACAUUUUUAAAGCACUUAAUUCAUUUGCACUGUGUUUUAAUUAGCAUUGUUAAUUUAAUCAAAUUUAAUUAAUCUGACAAAGUUUUUUAAAGUAUCUUUGUGGGGGUGGGGUCUGCCAUCUCUGUCCUAUAGUCUCUUGAAGUAAAUGGUAAAUAUGAUGCAAGACAAACAUGUUCAUGGACUAUGACUGAGAAUCCACUUUACUGCCAUGUGGUGUAUGCAGUUGGUUUUAUUUAGUUAUUAAUAGUAAACUGCAGUUUAAAAAUUGUUCUACAUCUUCAGUUUUCUCAAAUAAUUAUUUAGGUAAGUAGAAAACAUGUGCAAAUAUUUACAUUGAAGCAUAUGAUGGAAAUAAGCCUGCUACCAUCAUCAGGUAUUUUAAACCAACAAAGGAAAAUGUGUCCAAGAAUAUAUAUAAUUUGAAGCUGAAAUUAUGUUUUGAUUUGACCAUACUAAUAUCACUUAAUACAAAUUAUAUCACCAAUUGAAAAAAUUAGACUCACUAAACCAUACUGAACCCACUGCUGAAUCUUGUUCUAGAAGUCAGGAUGUGGAGAAAUGCAAUAUAACUAACCCCACCCCCCACCCCACAUCACCAUAAUGCAAAGGAAUUUUAACAACAACAUGCCAUUGUUGUGUUAUAUAAUAAAACAAUUUAUUUUAGAUUCCUCCAGUUGUAGUGGUCUGGCAGUACACUACUAGCCAGACUGGAACAUAUACCACUGAUUGAACCAUUAAUGUUACUAUUACAUUAGUGGUUAAGGGGCUUACGAGUAUUUCUCAUCAGUAUUGUUACUCAACGUUUUAAGGAUGAAACACAAUGUCUUAUGUGAGGAUACUAUAAUAUAAUAUUAUUUGAAGAUUGCUGUCUUCUGGGUUAUUGCGCCUUGUAUUCUGGUAGAUAUCCACCAACAUUUCAGAGGUCCAUACUGCCAUCAUCUGGCGCCGCCCUAGUGAUGGAGGCAGCCCGGACCUCUGAAACGUUGGUGGACAUCUACCAGACUACACGGAGCAACAACCCAGAAGACAGAAUUCUUCAGACUCACCGCUGUGAAAACCUCAAAUCCUACAUAAUAUUAUUUAUAAAUCUAUACUUCAAAAGAACAUUUAUUUUAUUUGUACUAACAUUUCAUAUUUGAUCAAUGCACAGUAUCUAUAUUGAGUGCUUUCAAGCACUGUACUAUCUAAAUAUUUGUUAAUUAUCUCACACAUAUUGAGAAAAACAGGAACAGUAUUAAUAAAGUGAUGUGAAACAAAUGUAACUGGCAUGAUAAACACAGCUGAACUGUGAUACAAGUGGUUAAAUAAAUUAUUUCAAAUAUUGGUAAAGUAAACAGCUGAUAUUGUUAUUUUAUGUCAUCAGUCCCAUGUUUAACAGUGUUAGGCUUAAUAAAUUUUCUUGCAGACUUGAAAAACAAAGGAAUAUUAAUUUAAGAAAGUUUUAUGUAAAUACAGCUGUCUGUACGCUGUUAGUGUGAUCAGCUUUAUCAUAUGUAAACAGGAAUGACAAUAUUACAUUUUAUGAGCACUUAACUGUAUUUCUAGAUUCAGGUAAACAAGUCUUGGUAUUUGUGUAGAAUCUAAAAGAAAUGUGAGGUACGUACAUUAUCACUAUCUUAUGUGCAGCAUUGCACCAAAAGAGAUUCAUCACAUUACACUGCUUGUUCAUAAACAUAUUUCAGUAUUUAUGGUACAGUAACAUUUUGUGAAUAGAAAGGAACUUAGUAAAUUAUUGGUUGAAGGAAAAUAUAUUAAAUAUUGCAAUUA
Molecule: messenger RNA, 4345 nt
Organism: Zootermopsis nevadensis
Lineage: Eukaryota; Metazoa; Arthropoda; Insecta; Blattodea; Termopsidae
Gene: Nup44A
Product: nuclear pore complex protein Nup44A
Biological process (GO): cellular response to amino acid starvation; positive regulation of TORC1 signaling
Cellular component (GO): nuclear pore outer ring; Seh1-associated complex
Molecular function (GO): structural molecule activity; protein binding
Source: RefSeq, a predicted model, not a curated record